ACACCGAUAAGCAGCAAACAAGGAACAACUACAGGACUACAUACAUUUGUAAAUAGUUAUCUUCAAAUUCAGUAAAACUGGGAUACACAAAAAUCAUGAAAAGCCAAUUAAUAGGAUUUCUUAUGAACUUUUGGAUUUCUUUCUCACCUGCUUUGUAUUUUCAUAGUGGAGAAAGAGAAGAGAAAUGUAUAAUUGAGGACGUUCCCAGUGACACCUUGGUAAUUGGGAAUUACAGAGUACAACAGUGGGAUAUACGUGAGCAAAACUUUCUUGAGUCUGCUCCUGGUUUGGGAAUGUUUGUGACUGUCACAACUCCUUCUGCUGAGGUACUAUUGAGAAAGCUGUAUGGGCCACAAGCAACAUUUUCUUUUACAUCCUAUAUAUCUGGGGAGCAUGUUAUCUGUUUACAGUCUAACUCCACAAGGCUUGUGGCAUUUGGAGGAAGUAAACUGCGUAUCCAUUUGGACAUUAGAGUUGGAGAACAUUUUCUGGAUGAAGCUGUCGCUCAAGCCAAGGACAAAGUGAAUGAAGUUAACUUUAGACUGGGACAUCUGAUUGAGCAAAUUCAUCACAUAUCCAAAGAACAAAAUUAUGAAAGAGAACGCGAAGAGAGCUUUCGGAAGACAAGUGAACAAACCAACAGCAAUAUUUUGUGGUGGGCUAUUGUACAAACAUUAAUCCUUAUCUCCAUUGGACUCUGGCAAAUCAAAUCUCUCAAAGAUUUCUUUAUAGCUAAGAAGCUUGUUUAAGUGUUAUAAAGUAAAUGCACAGAUUCAAAAAUUGUAUACCAUGUAAUGCCUUACAUUUGAAUUAAUAAGAAUUUAAUUAUAAGUACAUAGAUUAUUUAGAUAUUGUUUUAGAUAUUGAUCUUUGAAUUAGGAAAAUAACCUCUGGAAUGAAAAACACUCAGAAAAAAUCUAGCGUGCAAGCAAACUCUCUAUCUGUAAGAAAACUGAUUUCAUAGAACUCUCAUGCUUUUCAUCUUCUACCCCUGCUUUUAUUCUAACUCUGCCUUCCCCACCAGUAUGGUAGCAUCUGGCUCCCUCUUACAUUUUAUUCACUGAAUCCCACCUUUUAUCCCCUGCUUUUCCUCCACAGAUGUAAAGUUAAAUCUAGAAGAAAGACUCAAUGAUUAAGGCAGGAUUUAAGUUCAACUGAGGAUUGUUAUAUCUAACAUCGAAAUCUAAAAAUAAUUCCUAUGUUUUAAAGUUCUCUACUCACUUAGACAUCUGCUUCUGUACUAGCACGAACAGCUUAGCACUUCGCCUGAUCAGGUUUCUGAUGCCAGGCAGAGAAACACCUAUACCCCUUGUGGAGCUUAAUUUAAGAGUGUCUUGAUACUCUUCUGUGUGUGUAACACCUAGCUUUUCAUCAAAUAUAAUUGUGACUGUUUUCUUCUAAAAUAUUCCAAGUUCUGGAUGGCAGUGGAGCCCACCCUUGGUUAUAUUAUGGUUACGUUAUGAUCAGUGGUUGUAACAAUUACUGUGGAAGAGAGAGAGACCUGGAUGAACAAUUACUUUCUGCUUGCAGAUGAGCCCUAACCACUGGGCUACAGAGUGGAGAUCUGCCCUUUCCCACAGUUAUUUAUGUAAAUUAUAGUCUUUAUGAAGUAAACCAAAGUAGACUAAAUCAUAAGUUUAUUUUUAAACAUGAAUCUGUGCAUAUAUUUUAAAUUAUUCCUACACUAAAUUCUUCAGUCUGUUUCUGUGUUGAAGAAUUAUUUGUAUUUUAAUUAUUUAGUUACUGUAGCACUCAGUGUCUAAGGAAGUUAUUAGUUUAUGACUUAAUUAUAUAUUUCCCUUUCACUUAUUGCAGCUUCGAUGGAUAUACCUGAUUUGCUUUAAUUUAGCUAAUGUACAACUAGCAGAGUAGCUGCAGCAUCAUGCAAGUACAAAUCCUAUGCCAGAACUGUUAAAAAUUCAGAUAAUGAGCUUGUCUGAGCAGCAGUAGUGUAAGAAGGUUUGUAAUUUAAGAUAAAUCUGACUUUGUUGGAAGUGGCUAUAAGAUGACCCAUUGCACCACUUGGUUAGCAUGUAAAAGGACAUUCUCAGAAAAGCUCUUCUAGCGAGUGCUGUGAUGUGACAGCAGAACAUCACAGUUUGGCUUCCUGCUUGUCUUUCCAGACCCUUUGCCAGUCUAAAAGGCAGUGGAAGCUGAGAUAUUUAUGGACCAAUUAUUGUUUUAAAGGUGAUGCUUUCCUUCUUUUUUUCUAUCCUCUCAUCUUUUGUUUUCAUUAGCAAAGAAGUGACCUUGCCCGAUAAGUUCAUUUACUUUUACAGUAUGGAAAUGAAAAUACAUCUGUGAUUAGGUGAGAAUCCAUAAAGGAGAUAUGAAGUGCAGACAAAAAGUAAUAUUCUGCAGGCUAAAACAAUCAGAAUAAAAUCUCACAAAGCUCCUCACUGAUGUGUGUUCUGUAUUGAAAAAUUUGGAG
Molecule: messenger RNA, 2431 nt
Organism: Dromaius novaehollandiae (emu)
Lineage: Eukaryota; Metazoa; Chordata; Aves; Casuariiformes; Dromaiidae
Product: transmembrane emp24 domain-containing protein 11-like
Exons: 5
Coding region: 96-749 (217 amino acids)
Biological process (GO): intracellular protein transport; endoplasmic reticulum to Golgi vesicle-mediated transport; Golgi organization
Cellular component (GO): endoplasmic reticulum; endoplasmic reticulum-Golgi intermediate compartment; Golgi apparatus
Source: RefSeq, a predicted model, not a curated record